Messenger RNA from Motacilla alba alba, 9330 nucleotides. RefSeq names its product LON peptidase N-terminal domain and ring finger 3 (gene LONRF3). The record is from RefSeq and is a predicted model, not a curated record. Bases 1 to 2223 code for a protein of 740 amino acids. Gene Ontology annotation, molecular function: protein binding. Lineage: Eukaryota; Metazoa; Chordata; Aves; Passeriformes; Motacillidae. The transcript has 12 exons.
AUGGGCUCGCACCUGCCGCCGCGCCCCGAGCCCCAGCUGGUGCUGCAGCUGGCGGCCGGGGCUCUGCAGGCGCAGAACUUGGAGGCGCCCGGCGGCGGCCUGGGGCCCGAGUGGCAGGUGCUGCUCGGGCGGGCGGACGCGCUGGCCUUCGGCGGGCGGCUGCACGAGGCGCUGCCGCUGUACCAGCUGGCGUCCCGCCACCAGCAGCUGCGCGCCGAGCAGCUGGAGAAGCUGGUGGAGUGCCUGGCGCAGAGCGUCCGGAUCAAAGAGGGACUGCCCGCCGCCGGGCAGCCCGCGGCACCCCGCGAGUGGGACGUCUUCAGGUGCCGCAAAUGCCAGGGCUUCCUCUUCGAGCCCGUUUCCUUGCCUUGCGGACACACGUUCUGCAAAAAGUGCCUGGAGAGGGACCGGGCGCCCGAGCCCCGCUGCGUCCUGUGCAAGGAGGCGGGCGGCGCGGCGGCCGGGCAGCUCCUGCGGGUCAAUGUCAUCCUCAGCAACCUGCUGACCAAGUGGUUCCCCUGCCAAGUGAAGGCUUCGCAGCUUCGGCACGAAGGGAACCUCCUCUACAAGGAGAAGAAGCUCCAAGCCGCCCUGCAGAAGUACAACGAAGCGGUCAGCCUAGCUCCAAAUGACCACUUACUAUAUAGCAACCGGUCCCAGAUUAACUCCACUUUGAAAGCUUGUGAAGAUGCGUUGCACGAUGCAGAAACAGCGUGCAGGCUCCAGCCAUACUGGUUGAAAGGUCACCUAAGGAAAGGACAAGCAUUAGCUAAUCUGGGGAAAACAGAAGAAGCUUUAAGGGAGUUUCUAUUCUGCCUUGCUCUAGAUACUGGGAACAAGACAGCCAAGUCUGAGGCACAAAAGCUUCUACUUAGUUUGUUUUCACUCAUCCCGGGAAAUGCUCAGGAACACUUACCCGAUAUCCUGCAGCUGUUGUCACAUCACUCUAGAUUAAAGGGGAAUCUCCUAAAUUCAGUGGGAUCUGGAGGCACCAGCCAUAACCUACAAAGGUUGCUCAAGGUCAAUGUGGAACAGAAAAAGGGUUUUUCCAUUCAAGAGGAACCAAAUGUAACUACUGCUGGUAGUUUGAGGAAAUCUAUACAAAUUACAGAGAGCAAAAAGGACUGCUCAGAGGAGGAGAACAAAUUCACCUCCAUGCCAGAGUCUACUUUUCUCCUCUCUGAGAAAUGCAGCCUCCUGAAAAGGAAGUGCUGCUCAGAGGAGAUGCGAAAUGCUGAGGUGCCCUGCAAACUGAUGAAGAAAGACAUUGUUGAUAUUAGGGAAAAUAGUACUGGACAACAUAUUCCAUUUGAAGUUGUGGAUCCAUCAGAUUUGGACUGCUCCCUGUGUAUGAGGCUCUUCUAUGAACCUGUCACUACACCUUGUGGACACACCUUCUGUCUCAAAUGUCUGGAGAGAUGCCUGGAUCACAACCCAAAAUGUCCCCUGUGCAAGGAAGGGCUCUCAGAGUGCUUGGCUAUGAGGAAAUACUGUAAAACAGUGCUAAUGGAAGAGCUAAUAGCCAGAUAUCUUCCAGAAGAACUCACUGAAAGGAGAAAGAUUUAUGAAGAGGAAAUAGCAGAGCUUUCCAACCUAAAUAAGAAUGUUCCCAUAUUUGUGUGCACCAUGGCCUAUCCUACAGUGCCAUGUCCUUUGCACAUCUUCGAGCCGUGCUACCGGCUGAUGAUCCGCAGGUGCAUGGAGACUGGCACCAAACAGUUUGGGAUGUGCAUCAGCGACCCUGUCAAGGGGUUUGCAGAUUAUGGCUGCAUUCUGGAGAUAAGAAAUGUUGAAUUCUUUGCUGAUGGUCGCUCUGUUGUCGACAGCAUUGGCAAGAGGAGAUUUAAGGUGAUCCAGCACAGCCAGCGUGAUGGGUAUAAUACAGCAGAUAUUGAGUACAUUGAGGAUCAAAAGGUGCAAGGACAAGAGUAUGCUGCAUUACUUGUUCUCCAUGACUCUGUCUAUGAUCAGGCCUAUACGUGGUUUAACUCCCUCAAGCAAGCACUCAAAAGUCGAAUUCUCAGUCAUUUUGGUCCAAUGCCAGCUAAGGAUCCUGACCCACAGGCUAACCCCAAUGGGCCAGCCUGGUGCUGGUGGGUCCUGGCUGUGCUUCCCCUGGAGAACAGAGCUCAGCUGCCCUUCCUGGCCAUGAAGUCGCUCAGGGACCGCCUGAACGGCAUCAGGCGCGUGCUGACCUUCAUGUCGCGCGCCAGGGCGCGGUGACGGUGAGAGCGGCGCUGGGAGGCUCCCGCGGGCCCUGGCUGCAGCCUGCCCCUUGUCACUUCAGCUAACUGCAAUAAUGUCUUACAGAUGGGAGUGUCGGGAUGUUUCAAACCCGAGUUUCAAAGAGAAUGACUUCUAAAGAGCAGGGGAUGUUUAUGGAUACUUCAGUGGUUUCCAUUUGGAACUGAGACGAGUAUUCAAUCACUGCACUGCUAAAUUAAUAACAAAUGUGAUAGAACAAAAAGUGAUCUUGUUUGCCAUAAACCUUUUAAAAAUCUUAAGGGUUUUUUUAAUUUAUUUUAUUUUUAUUUUUUAGUGGAUAAAGGAUAAACUGUGCAGUUUAAUGUGAAGCAGAAAUAUUAAGGUUUAUGCGUUAUUUCAGUGAACUGCAAAGUCUUUUAUUCAAAUGGUUCAGGUUUUAUAUAGCAUUGUGUAAAAUAAUGUUCACAACUUCUGUUUGAUAAUUUAUUUUUGCACUAUGAUUUUUUUGUUUCAAAAUGUAUAUUAUUUAUGUGUUCAUUCACUAAAGGAAAGUGAGCUGCUCUAUUUAUAGUGUUUUUACCCUGUAUUUAUGACUGGGGACAAAAAUGAUGAUUCUUGCAGUGCACAAGCAACUGCUUCGAUAAUUUUUCAGUUAUUUGUGUUCAAAUACUUUGAAUGUUUUUUUUACUCAUCCCCAGUUCUGCUGUAGCUUAAGAAUGCCCCCAAAACAUCCUGCCUUGAAGUCUUUGAAUACACAGAUUGUCUGAGUUAAUUCAAGCACAGCUGUUGAAGGUUCAUCCUAUGCUUGUGGAGAGGUUCCUGAUACAACCAAACAGUCAAGCACCUGCUUAAGCAUGUGUUUAUGUGCUUGGGUGAAUUCAAGUACUGAUGGUUGAUGUCAGUGGGAAUUGACCAUAGUGGUUGACAGAAGGAUCUAACCCCUAAUAUUUCACAGAACAGAGUAACUUGAAGUUGAAUUUAUAUCUGAACUCUUUCUUGCAAAAAUGGACAAUGGCUACAAACAACUGCGAAGAAAGAGCUGCAAUAUAUGGAAAGUGGCUUAUCCUAGAGAAAACUGGAAGUACUGGUGUCCUUUCAUUGUAGGUUAAUGCAUAGAUUUUUUUUUUCCCAUCAACUCUUGUUGCUGUUGAGUUUUAUUUCUUUUAACUGUUUGGUGGGAUUUGGCUUUGGAGUGUGUGUAUGGGAGGGGGAGGGGGGAGUUAUUUUGAACUGUAGGACUCAGAGGGUAGUUUGUGUCACAUAAGAAGGAAUAUGUUGUAAUAAAUGCUAUUUAUUUCACCCCAAUCUUCAGGUUUCUGUUAGCUUCAAAUCUCUACCCAGCCAUUGCUUUUCUCUUAAGAGAUUGGGUAGUGUUGCUAAUAAUAGUUAUCUCCCAAGGAAGGCAAGUGAAUUUUAGCAUGAUUACUUCUAGCUAUAAAGCAGGUAAAAAUAGGGCAGAAAUGAGAACAGGAAGUAUCUUGGUUUUGAUUUUUUUUUUUAAUCAACAGUUCAUAUACUUGUUUUGCUGCUUUUGUUGCUUACAGUGUACCACUUUCUGGGACUGCUCUUACCUCCAUCUGAUUUUGACUUUCACUGAUUUCAAUGUGAGCAAAAGUGGGCCUUUAUUCUGAGCUACUGUUUUCCAUUUCAAUGGCAAGAACUAGAAUGAAGUGAGAAUGUUAUGGAAUGCUAUAAAUUUCUUUCGGUUUUUCUAAUGCAGAAUAGCACUGCCAUUUCAUGCCUUUAUGAAAAAAAAAAUGCAGUAGGAUUUAAUGUAAUUUUUCUGCAUGUUUUUCCAUUAUCUCAUCAGAAAUAUUUUUUGUUAAAAGUAGUUUCCAUAAAGCUACCUUUGUUCCCCUUUUGUUAAAUUCUGUUGAAAUUUUUUAUAAGGGUACCAAAGAAACAAAUGGAAGACAAACAUGUUUCACCCUUGUGGUGCACAUGGAAUCUGUAUCCUGUUUGCAUUGGGCUACUUUGGAAAUGCUGUAACUUCCUUCCAUACUGCUGGAUUGCUGCACUUCCUCCAUGAGUGGUAUUUGGCAUGCUGUAAACAAUGUAUAAAAACACCUACAUCUUCUGAACAGUACCAAGUGAUGCUGGCUGACACCUGCUAUGGCAUUUUGUGUUCAUAAGUCAACAAAGUGGUUUCUACUUGUUUGGAAGUGAAGAUGCAUUAAAUGCAAUUCUUCCACAAACCAUUAUGUACUGUUGCAGAGCUUAAGUGUCUCAUUGCUCCCACAGGAAAAAAGCUUCCACUUUUGUUACUCUUAUCUGUGAGAAAAGGAGCCUAAAUACCUAAUUUCAACUGUUUUCUCACUGAUGUAAUUAUUUUUUUUAUCCUGCACGCUGUGUCUUCUACAUCUCAUUCUGCCUAUUUUGUUGUUUUAGAAAAGAUGUCAUGGAAAGAAUCCUUGAUUUUAAAGAUGAAUAUUGUCUUUUCUGUUAGCCUUGAGUAAAGCUGCCAGAAUUUCCAAGCAGAGACUUGUGUACAUGCCCUGCAUCGUGAGCACCCAGUGCAUUUGUUGCAGCCUGGAAACACUGGACCUACUGCAUGUAAUGCAAACAGGUGAUCUGCAUGCACAACAAAUCAAAAUUCCAUCUGUACAGGUACAGUAGCAUUCUUGCUGGGGCUGCUCUGUGGCCACACGUCCUAGAUUAAUGGCUAAAGUCUGCAAAUUCCAUCAGAAAUGAAAACCCAUACUGAGAAAGAUACAUGCUAGAGAACACAAACCUGUCCAGGUAAAAUUGGACAAGGAGUACCCUUAGCCUUCAUUAUGUUGAGAUGGUAAAGUUUCAGUAAUGAUGUUUAAAAUAAAAAAAAUCUAGGUUUGCCACACUACCGCUGAUUUUUUCAAUUGCAUAAAUAAGUACAAGGAUGUAAAUGCAACAUUUAUCACAGGCAUGAAUAAACAGCUGAACAGAUUUAAAAAUACCUUCAGUUUAAUUAUAGAAACAUUGAUCAGAUAAAGUACUAAUUGGGGGAAUAUUUUAUUUAAGCUGUGCUCACAUUUUUCUAGACACCAAACCCAGUUUUAUAACCAGUCUUGCUCAUCUGCUAAAAACAAAAAACCCAACAAAACCAAAUCAUGAUUCAAACUUGCAUUUCCUGUGUGGUCAGAAGUAUUGAUUAAUCGUUGUGGGGGCAUAGGUAAUGCACAGGCUGCUUAGGCAGUAGUUCAGUAGUUUUAAUAAUGAAAUGAGAAAAUGGUGUGAAUAGGCCUUUAUGCUAAGUCUUAAGUGACAUUGUGGUGUUAGCUGUAAAAGUUCCUCUUGCUUUUUUCUGUAAGUACUUUUAAGUGCUGCUGUCUUCCAUGACAAUGUAGCAAUAAGUGAUACCAGACUGUGGCUCGCCCGUCCUUCUGAACUGCAUGACUGCUCACUGACAGAACACCUCAACUGUGGAUUUAUUAAUCCAAAGAUUGUUUUAAUCUAAAAAAAAAUGUGGGUUUGGAUGUAGCAGGUCUGUGUUAAUCUGUGCUGUAGAGAAAGAGCUUCAUAGAGUUGAGUUCUGGUUUAGAUGGUCUUUUCACAGAAUCCUAGAAUCCUGUGUUGGAAGGGACCUCAAGGAUCAGCUGGUCCAACUUUUCUUGGCAAAAGCAUGGUCUAGACAAGGUGGUCCAGCAGGCUGUCCAGCCAAAUCUUACAAGUGUCCAAUGUUGGGAAAUCCAACACUUCUUGGGAAGAUUACUCCAGUGGCUGAUUGUUCUCAUUGUGAAAAUUUUUCUUUUUAAUUUCUACUUGGUGCUGAAGUUUUACUGGUGUUUAAAUCAAUGACAGGAGUUGUAUUUUAAUGCAAUGUUUAGGAAUGAAGAACAUGUUCACAAACACUUAUUUAAAAAGAAAGUGAAAAUUAACUAUAGGGUUUUUGUGCGUAAAAACCCCAUGGACCUGUAUGCACUUAGUGCUCCCCAUUUCCCCCAAGUCCUACAUCAGAUGAACACAAUCCCUCUUUUCAACCCCUGCAUAGUUCUGAUUUAAUUCACAACUGAAACUAUAACUAGUUCAGCAUGGAAUUUAGGAGCUGGGGUUUAUUUCCAAAGCCCAGUAAUUCACUGAAAGUCUUAUGGCAAUAGCAAAAUGGUAGUUUGAGCAAAGUCACUCUCUUGAAACACUUUGCUAAAUAAAUAUUGUCUGAAAGAAGAAAGAAACUAAUCUGCUUAGACAGGAUUAAAAUGGUGGAUAACAAAAACCUGAACUAUUACAUUGACUUACUCUCAUCCAGGUAUCAUGUGAAGUGCUUACUGAUGUUGGAUUUUCAUAAGGUCUAAAGUAACCCUCACAUAGAAGUGCCUGUAUUCUGUUAUUGCCAUUCUUGAGCUUUUUAAUAGUCAUAGCCAUAUAUUUUAUAAAUAUAAAACAUAUGCAGCUUUUAAUCUUUACAUUCAGUUUGCAGAACAAAGGUUUACAGAGCAGAAGUGUAGCAAAAACAAUGUAAUAGCUUCUAUAAUUCCCUGAUAAGGAACGGGAUGAAAAUGAGGAGCAAAAGACUAUCUGUGCAAGAUGUCUUAAUUUGGAACCAUAUACUUGUCCAACUUAAUUCCAUCAAGCUAUGUGGUUACAAGAGUGCCAGAAAUAUAUCUAUCAAGCCAUUUUAAAUAAAAUGUUUUGUGGACUUGUAUAUUCCAUUUGUUUGUAAAACAUCCUUUUGUGCACUGUAAUGAACUUGAAAUGAAACUUAAGUUAUACUCUCAUAUCACUGGACAGAAUACUGUUCAGCUACCUCUACAUAAGUUUGAAGUAAUUUGUUUUUUUCCAGAUUUGUUUGCAUUGUCAUAUAAAAUAUAUUUUAAAAAAAUCAUAGUCCAAAGAACCUGUAUGUGUUUGUAGAUGUACUUAUAACUAUGUUGUACCAACAAAGUCUGUGUGGAGAGUUGUUUCCUAAUUAAAAUUUUUGUCUUCUUUACUCUUUGGCUUGCAUGACAACUACAGAGACAAACAAAUAGUACAGGGGAGCUGCUUUUUGCAGGUCUUUUAGAUAAAGGAACAAAGAAAACUCCUCUGUCCUGCAGUCACACAACAACACUUGAAGUCAAGAAGCCAAACCAUAGAAAUGAAGUUGUUCAAACCUCAGAUGUUGUGAAAGAUGACAGCAGGUGCUGCUGGUUUUGGGGGGGGGUUUGGCUUGGUUUUAUUUCCCCUCCUCUCUUCCUUUGUUGCUGUGGUAAAGUGGACAGGAUGGGAGCUGAAGGAGGCCUGGCUCACUGCCCUGCCCUGCCCUGCUGUGGCCUUUGGUUCCUCUGCUGCAUUACCAUUUGCUGUACAGCUUGCUGGGGUUUAAACCUAUGUCCAGGCUCCCUUUUCAUGUACUGUCUGAGGCAGGAGUGCAUCCCAGCCACAUUUAAGCUGUGUCUGUGUGGUGAUGAAAGGACCGUUCUCAGUGGUGACCAGAAGUUCCACAGGGCUAUCAAACUCACCUUCACAGAGAAAGCCAGAGAACGCCUUUAUUCAUAAACCUAAUACUGAGAGCUUAUUCUACAAAAAAUAUGAAGAUUUGAAUUUUUUUUCAAGUUACAUAUGUAUGGGCUGCUUCCUUUGCCUUGUCAUUUGAGCAGGUUGUAGCAUGCUUGUGACUUGCUGCCUAAGCCCCAGCCACUGCUGGGGUCAGAGGUUGCCUUGCUGGCCUCUUAUGUAAGCUUGUUCAGCUCUGCAUUUACUUUAGAAUCCAGGGCACAGGCUAAGGCCUAUGCUGAGCCUACAACUCAGUAUGUCAAGGUCUCUGUUAUCUAUUACAAAAUAUAUUUGUGUCUGAUCAGAGGAAGUUUUCGUUGAAGUGCAUUUUCAUCAGGAAAUAGUAAAUAAUCAAAACUGGACCUUUUCUUGGGAACAUGUUGAUUUAAACCAUUGUUUUUAAGUCAUAACUUUAAUUUUGAAAGCUUGAAGAGUGGUUAUAGAAAAGGGGUUGAGAUGCAAAAUGAAAAAGAAUUUAACCCAAAUAUAGGAUAGCAAAAUAUUUCCCAACUACUUUCUCACUGUGUCCUCGUUUUAUAACUGUACCUACACAGAUUGAUUCAAAUGGUAUUUGAAAUAUGCUAAAGUCAUCCAGGCUUACAUAAUUCUUCAUAUUAAAAUGAUCAUUAGCAAUUUUGGAUGAUUUCUAUCCUGUAAAGCAGUUACAGGAAAACCUCUGCUCCCCAGUUCCCUGACACCGGACCCUGUGCUGACUUUGCUGUGCAUGGGAUCAGGACCCUCUGCCAUACUGGGACAUGGGACAGCUCCUGGCUGUGACCUGCCCCAGCUUCAAAAUGCUGUCAGUAACAUGUUUUUUAUUCUGUAAAUGAGAUGCCACAAAAUCCUGGAACUUCUUUUAAUGUGCCUUGGUUCUCUGUGUGACUGAGUGAAAGGGAUAAUGGCAACAGUUUCUAUCUUCAAAAGAGGUGCUGACUUCUUAAUUUCAACAGUUCUUUACUGUAGGAGCCAUAGAUUGCCUGGUCUUUGCUCCAUACCACUCCCAGUCAAGGAUAAGGUAAGGAAUGCCAUCUCUCAGCCUGUUGGCCACAUGUACAGAUGAAAGAAGACUAGAAACUGCUUCACUAAACUAUUGUAGUAUAAACUAUUGGGUUUUUAAAAGUCUUCCUGAUUUUCAAACAGCUUUUUAUCAUCAGUCACUAAUAUUAAGUUCUCUAAAACCUUCACAACAGAAGAACUGGUUACAUCAUGCUUACUAGACAAGAGUAAUGUUAUAUUUUAACUACACAGAUAAAUUGUAUAUUGAUACCAAAAAUAUACAGAGGCUACUAGAAAACUGAUGGAAAGGACAAGCUUUGCUAUGAGGACCAGCCUUCAGCUGCCACAUACUAAAUACUUCUCAGGACAGCAUGAUUUUCAAGCAGCUAAAGCCCAAAAAUCACUGGCUGGAAGAAUCUAUAUAAUGCAAGUAUGCACAUGCUGUCAAUACCUGUUUUAUGCUGGUGUAACGUCUUUUGUUUCAGUAGAUCUGUUCUUGAUUUAUAAUUCCAUAUAAAUGAAAGUAGAAUUAAGCUAUUUAUGUAAGGGACUUUUAUAUAACUGACUUAUGCUGUAUUAUGUGAUGGCAAAAAAAACAAGCACAUGUCUCUUUUGUGUUUUCUAUGAGCUACAGAAAGAUUUUGUAAAAGUCAUGCUAGCAAUAAACAGUUUUCUCUAUGA